Macaca mulatta (Rhesus monkey) is the source of this 1668-nucleotide messenger RNA. Lineage: Eukaryota; Metazoa; Chordata; Mammalia; Primates; Cercopithecidae. The record is from RefSeq and is a predicted model, not a curated record.
UCCAAGUCGCUGCCCCCCACGCCCUCCCAACCUCCGUCACAGCUAGUCUUGGCCAGUUUGCGCGGGGACUGGCUGAUCUCCCUUCGGCCGGCCCCGGGGUCUGCGGGAGGGCACUGGAUGGGGAGGGAGACUUAAGGGCGCUGGCGAUCGUCGUUCCGGUUGCUGAGAGUCGGCCCCACAGCUCCAGUUUUUCCAAGUGAGCUCAGCCUCCCCGCUUUCAGAGCAUCCCCCGCCAAAAAUAAGACAUCAUCUCAGCUAGUAGGCAGCCUCCCUCACCACUUCUUUCACUCCCUCUUCAGUGCCUUUCCUAUCACACCCCGGAGCCUCUCACACACAAAGCAGAUGGGAGAUUGGAGAGCCGAGUUUAGCCAGGGAUGGGAUUUAACAAACUCCUAGGGAACCUUGAUUCCCAGGGAAGAAUAGCAGUGACCCAGCACGGAUUGGGUACCCAGUCAGGCAGCCCAGACAGAGGGACAUUAUACAAACAGAUGUAAAGACUCACUAACAUGUGUAAACCUGAUUGCAAGUCUGGAAAGAAUCCAGUUUCAACCAAUUGGUGUAUACAAAAAAGAGGCCAUCCCAAUCUUGGUUUAUGUUUAUUUUCCACUGACCCUAUGAGUGAAGAUAUCCUUGACCAUGACUCCAUCUGAAUAUGUUCCAGCUCAUCCGAUGUUCCAUCACCAGGUUAAGAAAUAUGGAGAUUUCCACAGGGAUUUGGAGAGGAGCCCCAGUGGUUACUAAAAUUCUGAAUUAAAUCUGUGAGGAAAGACAGAUGGACUACAAGGCAAUUGCCCAAAAAACUGUCCAAGAAGUUUUAGGUUAUACUCAAGAUACAUCAGGCUGGAAAGUGGUUAAAAUUUCACUAAUUAUUUGUGGAUUUUUAUUCCCCUUUGAGAAAAAGAUAACUGUUUCCAGUAAGGCUUCUAGAAAAUUCCAUGGAAACCUAUAUCGUGUUGAAGGGAUAAUUCCAGAAUCAGCAGCUAAACUAUCUGAUUUCCUCUACCAAACUGGAGAGAGAGUUACAUGGGAUAAAUCAUUGCAAGUAUACGAUAUGGUACACAGGAUUGAUUCGGACACAUUCAUAUGUCAUACCAUUACACAAAGUUUUGCCAUGGGCUCCAUUUCCCCUCGAGACUUUAUCGACUUAGUGUACAUCAAGCGCUACGAAGGAAAUAUGAACAUUAUCAGUUCUAAAAGCGUGGAUUUUCCAGAAUAUCCUCCAUCUUCAAAUUAUAUCCGUGGUUAUAACCAUCCUUGUGGCUUUGUAUGUUCACCAAUGAAAGAAAACCCAGCAUAUUCCAAACUAGUGAUGUUUGUCCAGACAGAAAUGAGAGGAAAAUUGUCCCCAUCAAUAAUUGAAAAAACCAUGCCUUCCAACUUAGUAAACUUCAUCCUCAAUGCAAAAGAUGGAAUAAAGGCACACAAAACUCCAUCAGGACGUGGAUUUCGUCAUAAUAGUCAUUCAUGAUACCAAAAGAAGAAAUGAGGCCAUUCUGCUAUAAAAUCAUGUGUAGUAGUUAUUGCAGUUUACUUCUAAGUCAACAUGCAUAAAUAAUACUGUUAAACUAUUCUAAACAGUAUUCUUGUACACAUUGCUGAAGAUAGUUCAUAAAAAUAAGAACUCAUAGUUGUACAAGAAUAUGGCAUUAAAUACAGUUUUUAAUCUCA